AUGUCUUUGCGACGAUUCCAAACGAGAAAAUAUUCGCGGAGGUUGUUAAAAAUUCGACAAAACAGCAAACGGGAACGUCGCGUGUUCCAGUCAAAUUAUCAGUUAAGCGAUCAUUUUUACGAGACGAGAUCGAAGAGUUUGCAGAUCAUCGACGAAAGGACUACGUCGAGUCAAUCAGUGGCUCUGACGAAACAGUCGUCAGACAGCAGCGUCAUUUAUUUAGGAUCAUUCCGAAAAAUUCCUGAGUUGAUUAAUUUAGAAGACAGUGACGAUCAUUGUGAAGAACAGUUGAUAAAACUAUCCGAAGAGCAAUCUUCAGAAUUCGAGGAGCUUCAUAAUAAAAAAUUAAAAGUCCAGUAA
This is a messenger RNA of Ceratina calcarata, 360 nucleotides long. RefSeq lists its product as uncharacterized. NCBI's taxonomy places the organism in Eukaryota, Metazoa, Arthropoda, Insecta, Hymenoptera, Apidae. The transcript has 3 exons. The record is from RefSeq and is a predicted model, not a curated record. The coding region runs from base 1 to 360 and encodes 119 amino acids.